AAUUUAUCUCUUCAUCUUGGAGAGUCUAAUAAACUAUUACAGUUUCCGUACUCACAACUGUUUGGAAGUUGAAAGACAUUUAAAAGGCAAACAUGAGUACAGCCAGAACAGAGAACCCUGUUAUAAUGGGUCUCUCCAGUCAAAAUGGACAGCUGAGGGGCCCAGUAAAACCUGGUGGUGGUCCAGGAAGCGGGGGGACACAGGCUCAGCAACAGAUAAACCAGCUGAAACAUCCCAACACAAUCAACAACGGCACUCAGCAGCAAGCACAGAGCAUGGCCUCCACUAUCAAACCUGGCGAUGACUGGAAGAAGACCUUAAAGCUCCCUCCAAAAGACCUGCGAAUCAAAACGUCGGAUGUGACGUCAACAAAAGGAAAUGAGUUUGAAGAUUAUUGUCUGAAGCGGGAGUUGCUGAUGGGAAUUUUUGAAAUGGGCUGGGAAAAGCCGUCUCCUAUUCAGGAGGAGAGUAUUCCUAUUGCUUUGUCUGGAAGGGACAUCUUAGCCAGAGCUAAGAAUGGGACCGGCAAGAGCGGCGCCUACCUCAUUCCCUUACUUGAAAGGCUUGACUUAAAGAAGGACCACAUACAAGCAAUGGUGAUUGUUCCCACAAGAGAACUUGCCCUGCAAGUCAGUCAGAUCUGCAUCCAGGUCAGCAAACACAUGGGAGGAGCCAAAGUGAUGGCAACCACAGGGGGAACCAAUCUGCGGGAUGAUAUAAUGAGGCUUGAUGAUACAGUGCAUGUAGUGAUAGCAACCCCAGGAAGGAUUCUGGAUCUCAUCAAAAAGGGGGUAGCAAAGGUGGACCAUAUCCAGAUGAUUGUCCUAGAUGAGGCAGACAAGUUACUGUCUCAAGACUUUGUGCAAAUAAUGGAGGACAUUAUACUCACUCUACCUAAAAACAGGCAGAUUUUGUUGUACUCGGCCACUUUCCCUCUAAGUGUGCAGAAGUUUAUGAACUCCCACUUGCAGAAACCCUAUGAGAUUAACUUGAUGGAGGAGCUGACUCUGAAGGGGGUGACCCAAUACUACGCUUAUGUAACAGAGCGCCAGAAAGUGCAUUGCCUCAACACGCUGUUUUCCAGGCUCCAAAUAAAUCAGUCCAUCAUCUUCUGUAACUCCUCCCAACGGGUUGAAUUGUUAGCUAAGAAAAUCUCCCAGCUGGGAUACUCCUGCUUCUACAUUCACGCAAAGAUGAGACAGGAACACCGCAAUCGAGUGUUCCAUGAUUUCCGGAAUGGCUUAUGCCGCAACCUUGUUUGCACUGAUCUCUUUACCCGAGGUAUUGAUAUCCAAGCUGUGAAUGUUGUGAUCAAUUUUGAUUUUCCAAAGCUGGCAGAGACAUAUCUCCAUCGUAUUGGCAGAUCAGGUCGAUUUGGCCAUCUAGGACUAGCCAUCAACUUGAUCACCUAUGACGAUCGUUUCAACCUGAAGAGUAUUGAAGAGCAGCUGGGGACAGAAAUUAAGCCCAUCCCUAGUAACAUUGACAAGAGUCUGUAUGUGGCAGAAUACCACAGCGAGCCUGUAGAAGACGAUAAACCGUAAUAGCUGCGCUUUGCUUAAACAAAAGCUAAAAACCCUUUGAUCUGGACAUGUGAAACAUCAUUUCUUGGGGGAGGCCCCUUCUCUUUGAGGGUUUUUCAUCUUUUUGUUUUGGAACAAUUAAAAUUACAGAGCUUUCCCCUCCUUUAAAAAAAUUGGCUGUGAAGACAAAUGCAGAAGAUAGGAAGAAAAUACCUUUUGUUUUUCCCACUUGUUUGCACUGUGUGCUGACUGAACAUUAGUUGCACUAACUGCUGGUUUUAAUUUCUUUCUUUGUGAUGGAGUAGAAGAACUCUGAAAUGAGAAGAUUCCCAAACUCCACCUUGACUGCAAUUUCAAAUUCACCCACAGCUGCCCGACUGAGUACAUUUCAACUUCUCCCUGGCUCCUCAUCUGUCUUUUGAGCUAAAGAGCUUGUUACUUAUUUGUGCAAAGUGCCUUAUGCUAUGAGACCAUUCAGAAAAUCCCUUUUGGAUACAGCCCAAGGAGUCGUUUUGGUUCAGGUCAAAGUCUCUUCCCUCCCCCUCUGUUUCCUUCCCCUUCCAGGUGCUGGAAGGUGGGCCUUGUCAGUAGUUUUGUUUGAUUAACUUUCUUUUAAUGGAGGAAUUGAGAUGCAGUUGUUGUUCACCCACUCUGUAAAUAUGUGUAUUUAA
This is a messenger RNA of Protobothrops mucrosquamatus (brown spotted pit viper), 2194 nucleotides long. It is a transcript of the gene DDX6, whose product is annotated as DEAD-box helicase 6. The record is from RefSeq and is a predicted model, not a curated record. Lineage: Eukaryota; Metazoa; Chordata; Lepidosauria; Squamata; Viperidae. Gene Ontology annotation, molecular function: mRNA binding; ATP binding; RNA helicase activity. The coding region runs from base 93 to 1544 and encodes 483 amino acids. Gene Ontology annotation, biological process: cytoplasmic stress granule assembly; P-body assembly. Gene Ontology annotation, cellular component: P-body; cytoplasmic stress granule. The transcript has 13 exons.